Molecule: messenger RNA, 1185 nt
Organism: Moneuplotes crassus
Lineage: Eukaryota; Ciliophora; Spirotrichea; Euplotida; Euplotidae
Source: the annotation of a GenBank genome assembly
AUGAACUUCAGACCAACAAACACACUAUUUUCCAAAGAUUACUACAAAAUUUUGGGGAUCCCCAGGAAUGCUUCACAGGCAGAUAUCAAGAAGAAGUAUUUCCAGGGAGCCAAGAAGCUUCAUCCUGAUGUGAAUAAAGCAGCUGAUGCUCAAGAGAAGUUCGCAGAGUUCAACGAAGCCUACGAAACCCUCAGUGACGAGAAUAAGCGAAGAGUUUAUGACCAAACAGGCAUGACAGGCGACGAGCAGAGCCAAGCAGGUGCUGGCGGUGGCUUCCCAGAAGGCUUUGGUGGCUUCUCAGGUGGCGCUGGUAACUUCUGGGAGCAAUUCACAGGCGGAGCACAAGGUAGACAGGGUGGAGGCAUGCCAGGAGGCGGUGGAUUUGAAGACAUUUUUGGAGAUUUUGAAGACUUCUUUAGCAUGGGAGGUCCUGGAAAGGGAGGAAGACAAGCCCAAGGCCGGGUCAAAGGGAAAGAUAUCUCACUUAAUAUCACAAUAGACUUUAUGGAAGCUGUAGAGGGUGCUAGUAAAACUGUAAAGUAUCAAAAAGUUGAUGAUUGCUCAAGAUGAAAUGGGACUGGAGCACAACCAGGAACUGGAGAGACAAAUUGCUCCACUUGUGGAGGAUCAGGGUAUCAAACAGUCAGACAAGGGUCAAUGAUAUUCCAAAGCACAUGUCCUUCAUGUGGAGGUAUUGGCAAAGUGAUCAGGAAUCCAUGCUUAAGCUGCCAAGGACAAGGGUCUGUGCAAACUACAGCUACAGAAACUAUUAAAAUUCCGAAAGGAGUUGAUACAGGAGUUAAUCUUAGGAUGAGUGGGAAAGGAAACAAAGCCCCUCAAGGACCAUCAGGUGAUUUAAUGAUCAAAGUAACUGUCAAGGAUCAUCACUAUUUCAAAAGGGAUAAAUAUGACAUUAAUACUGAUAAAUAUAUCACCAUCUCCGAGGCUAUUCUUGGAGGUGAAACCACAGUCAGAACUCUCACAGGAGACAUGAAACUAAAAAUAAAUCCCGGGACUCAGCAUGAUGAUCGCAAAAGAUUAGUAAAAUGAGGGAUAAGCAGAUUGCCUCCUAAUCACAACCAAAAAGGAGACCAUUAUGUAAACUUUAAGAUAGAGAUCCCUCGGAACUUAACACCAGAGCAAAGAGAGAUCAUAGAGAGAUAUGCAGCUACUGAAAAGCAAUAA